This is a messenger RNA of Hylaeus anthracinus, 4320 nucleotides long. It is a transcript of the gene igl, whose product is annotated as neuromodulin. The transcript is spliced from 4 exons. Bases 519 to 1187 code for a protein of 222 amino acids. The record is from RefSeq and is a predicted model, not a curated record. Lineage: Eukaryota; Metazoa; Arthropoda; Insecta; Hymenoptera; Colletidae. Gene Ontology annotation, molecular function: calmodulin binding.
CGACGGGACUUGUGUUCGUGGUAUUACUGUAGGUUAGUAUAUUUAGCGUUCGCCGGUAGUAGCUUUCGAAUACUAUUUUAAUACAUAUUUUUCUAACCGGCCAAUAAUUCGUUACGGGAAGAGACUGGUUAAACAGAUCCAGUUCACGAUACGUCCAGUUCGACCAACCCCCACAAAGUCAUUUGUAUUUUCGUCCUGACGGGCCGCUACGUUAAGCCGGUACCACGCCGUGUCGUUCACCUCCAGGCCAAGAGGAAAACCGAGUUUUCGGAAACGACGGACACGCUCUACUGUGAUUUUUCCAAUCAACGAGUUUCGCCAUCGUCGGGAUACUUGGUAUUUUUUCUAGUGCUUAGAAUUCACCAUAUUCGGCCUUUUAUUCGACGACUAGAUGUUAACGAGGAAAGCACUUAGUCGAUCGUAAUCGCGAAUUAUACGGCUAGUGUCGCGACUAACGGUGGGCGUUUGCAAUUGGAGGAUAGAAGGGAUAUAGAAAAGGACGAGGAGUAAGAGUGAAAAUGGGAUGCAAUACGAGCAAGGAGAGUGUUCAGCCGGUAGGGGAUGAAGCGAAGGAGGACGCCAAGAACGGCGACAUUCCAAAAGCUUCCGAAGGCAGUCCAACGAAGGUAGAGUCGCAGGAGGCUCAGAGCGAGAAGUCAGAAACGAAGGAGUCGCAGUCGCAGGAGCCGAAGGAUUCGAACGAGUCGCAGGAGGAACAGAAGGAGGACACAGACGCGGAUCAGGAGAGGGAAAAAGCCGCGACGAGGAUACAAGCGGCAUUCCGCGGCCUACACGUUAGGAAGAGUAUGAAAGAGACUGAAUCCUCGACAAAGCAGACGGGGACCAAAUCCGACUCAGAGCCUACCAAAGAACAACUUCAGGAGGAAUUCCGCGCCGACGACAAGGAGCUUUGCGACGCUGCAACAAAAAUCCAGGCAUCCUUCCGCGGCCACAUGUCUAGAAAGGAGCAAGCUGCAUCAGCCAUCGGGAUGUCGGUGGAGAAUGCUGUUGAGAAUGUCGUCUCCAAGGUGGAAGACGCGGCAAAGGACGCCAUGAACGAGCUGGAGGGCAUCGAUCUCACGGAUCCUGAUCUGCACAAAGCGGCGACGAAAAUCCAAGCGAGCUUCCGGGGUCACAAGGUGCGCCAGGAAGUGGGGACUCCUGGCCAGGAGGAGACCAAGAAUUAAGGAGAACAACGGAGAGUAGCUGAUUCUUCGAAAUCGAAUCGCCGAUAGUAUGCCCGAAAUAAAGAACAAAUAAAAGUAAACGUAAAAUAAGAAGCAAAUCGAACGUUCAAAACAAAGAAAAAAGCAAAAAAAAAAAAUAAUAAUAGCAAGAAAUCGGGCAUCAACCUGUUUCUUUUUCAUUUGUCGUUGAGUCCUGCUUCGUGCGAUCGCGAUUACUUCACACGAUACCUCGCGAUUAAGUGCUAUCAUUUCAAUGUUCAUGAUGACAUUGUUAUCGUCCGAUAUUCUCCGUGAUUGCUUAGAAUUCUCACGUUUUAUCGUGGUUUCUUUAGGAGCUUGCGAAUUCGGACUUUCGAUUUGAAUGAGACAGACCCUCGAUAAAUUUUGAAUGCAGAGAUGGGCAAAGAUUUUUAUCUGGAUAAGAUACUUCAAGUAAGGAAUUAAAGAUCGAUAUUUUUCUAUAUGUUAUUUGUUUGAUACUGAUUAUGAUCCGAUUGUGAAAUCAAAUUAUGUUUUACGGUGGACGAAUAGAGGCUUCCAUGUGUAACUGUUUAGUCGAAUAAAUGUUGCGAAUAAACUGUUGCACAGAGCUUUUAUUCGUCAUUUGUUGUUUGAAAAUAAAUUCUGCCCAACUCUGAUGAAAAAUCUCAUCACUUUCCCUUUGUACUUUUGAAAGGAUUUCGGUCACUUAACCCUCUAUUGCGUAUUACGUUCGAUCAUUGAGAGAUUUCUAUAUUACUCCUGAAUAGCGAUAGUGACAUAACUAAAAAAUUAAAUUUUACAGCAUUUUAUAAGCAUUUUAAAAAUUGCAUUGUUAAAGAACUGUUUCAAUUGAUUCCUGUCUCGUUUAUUUGUUGUUGUACUAUUCUAAAUAAUAGAAGAGGUCGACCAACUCAAUUAAUUUAUACAAUAAAAUUAAAAUUGAUAUUUUUUAGUCCAUGCCACUAUCAAUGACAAGAAGCAAUACGAUGUUAUCUUAUAAAGACGAAUAAUAACCCUGCAGAUUAGGUCAGUAGCGCAAUUAGACGAGAACAAAAACGAAUUGCCGUCCCAUCCUAUGAAAAAAUUCAAAAAACUUUUUUUAAUAUGUUCUAAACAUGUAAAAUUUUAAAAGUUUGCGUAUAUAAAACUAUUUUACUCCCUCUUCCAUUUGUGAAACUUUUCGUCGCUGAUUAUUGAGAUUGAAUAUUAAAUAAUUGAAUUAAAUUGAAUUGAAUUUAAUAUUGAAUAUUAAAUAAUUCAUAAAGCUAUAAUUAAAAAUAAAUAAUUAAUAAACUAAAAAUAAAAUGGCUGCGAUAGAGGGUUGAAUGACAAGUAUCGCGACGAUUUUUUUUAUCCAAAAAUUCACCUGCCGUGUGUAUUCCGCGAUUACUCUAAAACUGUAUUCCAAGUGUUUACUAAUUAACAUUUACAAUCGUGCGCGGUCGAAGGUGAAAACUCCUAAUCGUCUGGUAUCGACAGUUCUUGGCUGUCUGCUGCAAAUUGGCAUUUUAUCGACGUAAAACAUCCCCUGACACGAAGCAGAGAUGGGUAAAAUUUCAAUCGAAUAAUCGGUCUCGAAUAAAAACGAUUUAUUCGUGACACUUAUUCAAUGUACCGUGAUCAUGACCGUAGGUCUCGAUUCGUCCAACGUUGAGUGUAAUUUCAUUCUGCAAUUCAAGUAAUAACUUUCGUUCAACGAUUAAUGGGCAGAAAUAAUAAAAAUAGAUACAUUCAGUGUAAGAAGUAAUCGUACAGCAACCCAUUUAAAAUAAAUGAUUCCUGUAUGAAUACUUAUUACACUGACUGUAUAUAUUACUCGUAUAUUUUGAUUUUUGGUUCUGAAUCAUCUUCAGAAUCUGUACGAUUAAAUUUAAAUUCGCAAAGUUGGAUACACAGCGCGCCACUUUCUCAAUCGAAAAUCAUAAUAGGAUCGACAAAUGGUUAUAAGAAUUGAGAAUUUCAAUGGAAAAUGUUCAGUGAAGAAUUUUAUAUAAAACGAAAUUAAUUAUAAUGUAUUUAUUUAUUAUCGAAUUAGAAUUGUAAAAUAUGUUGCGUGUAUAAAAGAACGAGUAAAUAUUGAGCUUUUGCUCGAAUAACUAUAUCCAAAAUUAUAUUAUCGUACCGAAAUAACUGAAUAAUAAAAUGUUUCUCAUGUUUUAUUCGUUUUUCGAAAUUUGUAUCUCAUGGAAGAAAUUUUACCCAACUCUGACGUGGGGUAAACGAAUCGGAAGAGCGGAUCGAACGAGAAAAACACUGAUCGGUGUAAUAAACGUCAGGAGCCGCUAUGCGUUGCGUUAAAUCGAUCGUCGGUCAAGCGCGAACAAGCGAUUAUUCGAAAAGGGCUGCCUGAAUUUCCCCAAGUCCAAGCCACUCGAGAUAACGAGAUAAAAAUAAAAGCGAAAACCGAACAAAAUCAAUUGACUCGAGAGCGAUUCGAUAUUCUUAAUGAAAUUUCAUUUCCUCGAGCAAGCCACACGAAUCGAAUCAACAAAAUAAAUGUCAUAGACGUAACGGUGUUUUCCUACAACUGACUUCACUUUCCAGAGCAAUCAAAAACUAUAUUUAUCAAAAUAGAUCAAAUAUUUAGAUUAUGUUAGAAACUUUUUCUGAAAAUGAUUUUUGUAUUUUUUCAUUUCGUUUAAAGAAUUUAUUGGCCGUAUUGAAAAAAAGAUUGAUUAGAAAAAUGUAAGUUCGAGAACUAUGUUAUAUCAAAAUAGGAUAAACAUGAGUAAAAUUAUAUGUGGAUUCAAAGCUUCAGUAACGAGUAAAAGAUAACCUACUUUUUAUUCAUUAAUCGUUGAAUAAAAAUAGAGUUUGAAUUACAGGGUGGAACAUUUUAGGGUGAACGAAUAAAAAUUUACCUGUUUAAUCGAAUAAACUCGACGAAUCACCAUACGUUGGCUUUAUUCGUCAAUCAUUAUUCAAAUACAAUUUGACAAACCUCUGAAACAUGGUGACAGUGUUCGAGAAGUAUGACUGCUUUAUAGUUCGAUUCAAAAUUUUUGUUAUUCUAAAUUAUCAUUAGUAUGACUAAAUAACGACGGGACAGUGUUGGAAUAAUAUAAUCAUAAUUAACAAUUAACGAAUAAUCCAACACAAUUAGCCCCGAAAAAUGACAAAUUACUAAUCUGCAAAUCAGCUUCCAAAUACA